This is a messenger RNA of Acanthopagrus latus (yellowfin seabream), 2764 nucleotides long. Its product is annotated as medium-chain acyl-CoA ligase ACSF2, mitochondrial-like. Lineage: Eukaryota; Metazoa; Chordata; Actinopteri; Spariformes; Sparidae. Gene Ontology annotation, biological process: fatty acid metabolic process. Gene Ontology annotation, molecular function: medium-chain fatty acid-CoA ligase activity. The record is from RefSeq and is a predicted model, not a curated record. The coding region runs from base 218 to 2044 and encodes 608 amino acids. The transcript has 17 exons.
UACAUGCCCAUACAGAAAUGUUUACAUGACCUCAGGAGUCGUAACACUACAUCACAGACAGACAGAAAUAGAAGCAGUCUGUUUUGUUGAGGAUGUUCAGGAGUCUCACAGCCUGAGGACAGAAGCUACGUCAGCUGUUAUUUGGUUCUUUUAGUCUUUUCAGUAUUCUUUGAGCUCUGAGCAGACACCUCACCUCUUUUUUUUUUUAAAGGUUGUGAUGUCGGCGCUCUUUUCCUCCCCGCUGCUCAGAUCCUGCGCUCGCAGUCUCGGGUCUGUUAAUGGAUUCAAACACGGCAAGAUCGGGAAAUUAUGCAGCGCAAGUUCCCUGCAGUGGUUUCGGUCGCUCCACGUGGACAGUCCUCCUCACAUCCCCACUCUGACCAACAGCUACGUCCACGGCACCUCCUCCGUCUCUCUGCUCCACCUGACCGUCAGCCAGUGUCUGGACUCUGCAGUCGAGCGGUGGCCCGACCGUGAGGCUGUGGUCUUCGUUCAGGACGGCAUCCGGAAAACAUUUGCACAGUUUCAGCAAGAUGUUGAUAAAGCUGCUGCAGGUCUGCUGGCUUUGGGCCUGAAGCGCGGCGACCGACUGGGAGUUUGGGGUCCGAACACAUACGAGUGGAUCCUCUUCCAGUUUGCUUCAGCCAAGGCUGGAAUUAUCCUGGUGUCACUGAACCCGGCCUAUCAGGCAAAGGAGAUAGACUUUACUCUAAAGAAGGUCCAGUGUAAAGCCGUCGUCUGCCCUAGCCAAUUUAAAACACAACAUUUCUGUGAGAUGCUGAGACAGAUCUGCCCCGAGAUCGACUCGACUCAAGCGGGCAUGAUCAAAAGCUCCAGGUUGCCAGACUUGCGUAUGGUGAUCGUGACGGACAGCAGGCAGCCGGGGAUGUUCCACGUGGACGAUGUGAUGCAGGCAGCGGGGAGUCAGCACCACAAAGAGCUGAUGGAUCUGCAGAGCAGGCUGUCCUUCGAUGACCCCAUCAACAUUCAGUUCACAUCAGGGACGACAGGGAAUCCAAAGGGAGCGACUCUUUCUCACCACAACAUUGUGAAUAACGCUUACUUUGUGGGUCUCCGAGUGGGUUUCGAAUGGAGACCUCAGGUGCGGAUAUGCGUGCAAGUACCGCUGUACCACUGCUUCGGCUCAGUGCUGGCCGGGAUGUGCAUGGCGGUGAACGGCGUCACGCUGGUGUUCCCCGCUGCCGGCUACGACAGCAAGGCCAACCUGCGGGCCAUCCAGGACGAAAAGUGCAACGUCCUUUAUGGCACUCCCACGAUGUUCACCGACAUGAUUAACCAAGACAUACACAAGUACGAUUUGUCGUCAGUUGAGGCUGGCCUCAUGGGAGGUGCGCCGUGUCCUCCGGAGAUUUUGAGAAAGCUGAAAACAGACAUGAACAUGAAGGAGAUAGUGGUAGUUUAUGGAACCACUGAGAACAGCCCUGUUACAUUUAUUGGAUUUCCACUCGACAACGAGGAUCUGAAGCUGAAUACUGUCGGAUGCAUCAUGAGCCACACUGAGGCUAAAGUGGUGGACCCUGCUGGGCAGAUCGUCCCUCUGGGGACCCCAGGAGAGCUGCUGAUCAGAGGCAGCUGUGUGAUGCACGGAUACUGGGAGGAUCCUGAGAAAACCAGGGAGGCUAUCUGUCCGGCCCGCUGGUACAGGACAGGUGACACGGCCACUCUGAACGGUCUGGGUUACUGCCGCAUUGAAGGACGGCUGAAGGACAUGAUCAUCCGAGGAGGCGAGAACAUCUACCCCGCCGAGGUCGAGCAGUUCCUGUUCACACAUCCCAAAGUGCUGGAGGUGCAGGUGGUCGGAGUGAAGGAUGAGCGGCUGGGCGAGCAGGUGUGUGCCUGCAUCAGGCUGAAGGAGGGUCAGACCUCCAGUCCAGAGGAGAUACGAGCCUUCUGCAAAGGCCAGAUUUCUCACUUCAAGAUCCCACACUACGUGUUCUUCGUAGACAGCUACCCUCUAACAGCCUCCGGAAAGAUCAAGAAGAUGACACUGAAGGAGAAUGUGGAGAAGAAAUUAGGUCUUUAACUUUGUGAUGGACUUUAACUGAACCUGCAGCUGCUUCCAUGAGAUACUGUAAGAUGACCGAUCAGCUGUUAUUUUUAAAAAAAUUUCUUGUCAACCUUUACCUCACGUGACAUGACAUAUGGAAGCAUAUUGCUGCCAUACCAGGAAAAGCAAAACAGAUGAGUAUCAAGUUGUGAAGUUAACAUUAUAUUGUUAGAUAUUUUCAUCUUUGACAGGAUAUUUUUAUAUUUAUAUUUAAUAACAAAUUACAAACUUGUCAAGUUCUAACAAAUUGAUAUAACAAAAUGUUUUCAGAUUAUAAUGUUACGUGUGCAAAAAACAUUUUCAUGUCAAGUGAAGUGAAAAAGUGAAAACAACUUGCCAAUUUCUUUGAGGUUUUUUUCCCACAUCUUAUACUGAGUGAUUUUCUUUUUCUGUAUUUUCACAGAUGAAAUAAAAAGAGAUCCCGGCAAAAACUUUUUUUUUCGAGUAAUAAUCACUGGAGAGAAAACUGUUUUGAUCAGAGACAGAAAAUGAAUUACCAGAAUAAGAAAAUCAAUCCUCAGGGCUUCCGUAGGAUAUUGGUCUGUUCACAGCGUGAUAUGUUUGUGUUUUAUAAUAACAUGAAACAUUUUUCUAUAACAAUAAACGCUUUAGAUUAUAACGUGAUACUGAUCUGUUUGUGUUUUUUUGGCUGAGGCAUCAAUAUGCUGCUAAUAAAAGUACUCGGAGUAAAAAUCA